AUGGUGCCGAAUUGUCUAAGCACGAUAUUUUUUUCAUCCGGUUGGCUGUUCAUCGUCAAAUUUGCCUCAUUAUUGAUUUUCUCUUUUAGAGUUGUGGUUUGUAACCUGUACCCAUUUGAACAAACGGUGAAGCAUGGCUGUAGCUUUGAGGAUGCCAUUGAAAACAUAGACAUAGGUGGGGUAACGUUGCUCAGAGCUGGUGCGAAGAACUGCGAACGAGUAACUGUCAUCUGUGAUCCACAAGAUUAUGAUUGCUCCUUGUUGCAACACUUUGACAUAAACAUGGCAGUGGCUCGAUGUUUAGAAACUCCCCUACCGUUCGAAAUUUUAAACGGUUGUCCAAGCUACGUUAACGUGUUGGAUGCCCUAAACGCGUGGCAGCUGGUCAAAGAGUUGAAGACACAGACCGGCAUGGCUGCUGCUACUUCUUUUAAACAUGUUAGCCCAGCCGGUGCCGCUGUUGGCAAAGCGUUAAGCAAGGAUGAGGCCAUGAUGUACAUGAUUGAACAUCCUGAACUGCUCAGUCCGCUUGCUACAGCGUAUGCUCGUGCGCGAGGUUCUGAUCGCUUGUCAUCAUUUGGUGAUUUUAUUGCUUUGUCGGACAGUUGCGACGAAUCUACGGCAAAAAUCAUCUCCUCUGAAGUAUCUGAUGGAAUCAUUGCUCCUGGCUAUGAUCCCGCUGCUUUGAACAUUCUGAAGAAGAAGAAAGGCGGCAAAUACUGUAUUUUACAGGUCGAUCCCAACUACGUACCGCCUCAAAAAGAAACCCGGAUGGUCUUUGGAGUAACCAUGGAACAGCAGCGUAACGACUGUUUGAUCUCGAAAGAAUUUUUCACUAACAUCGUUUCUGAUAAUAAACUAAUAUCAGAGGAAGCGAUCGUUGAUUUGCAGGUUGCAACCAUCGCCGUGAAGUAUACGCAAUCGAAUUCUGUCUGUUUGGCAAAAAAUGGACAGACUAUUGGCAUUGGUGCGGGACAGCAGUCAAGAAUACAUUGCACUCGACUGGCAUGUGAUAAAGCUAAUAAUUGGUGGAUGAGACUUCAUCCUGAUCUUUUGAAGAUAAACUUCAAAAAGGGAGUUAAACGUGUCGAGAAAACCAACGCUAUUGACGAUAUCAUUUUUUGCUGUUUGGUAAAUCUUAUUUCGAAAGCAGAAGCAACUGAAUGGAUUGCAAAAUUAGACGCUGUAGCACUUAGUUCAGAUGCUUUUUUCCCAUUUGAAGACAACAUACUUAGGGCAAGUGGAGUGAAAUUCAUUGCUAGUCCCGGCGGCUCUGUGAAUGAUCUGCAUAUCAUCAAUGCCUGUAACGAGAACAAAGUUACCUUAAUUCAUACGGGCGUUCGAUUGUUUCAUCACUGA
Molecule: messenger RNA, 1359 nt
Organism: Soboliphyme baturini
Lineage: Eukaryota; Metazoa; Nematoda; Enoplea; Dioctophymatida; Soboliphymatidae
Source: the annotation of a GenBank genome assembly